AUGUGCCCUGGCCAGGAAUUGAACCAGCCAACUCUUAGGUUCGCAGACCAGCACUCAAUCCACUGAGCCACACCAGCGGGGUCCCUUAAGAGUUUUUAUGACUAUAAUUUUAGCUCUUAAUGUUUAGGCUUUUAGACUCAGUAGUCAAGCUCUAUAUUUCUAUGCUCAAGUUCUUUGUGUUUAGAAUUCCUUUUUUUCUGUCUCCUUGUAUUCAAAAUAUUACCAUUUUUUGUGGUUUCUUCUGGCGAUUUUUAACCUUUUUUUAUCUCAUGGUAUACAUAAACUAAUUCCUAUAAUCCUGUGGCACACCAGAAAACAUGUUUGCUGAUCUGACAAAAAAAAAAAAACAAACAGGUAUAAUUUCAAUUCAUUCAUACCAGACAGUUAUUGUUGUUAGUUGUCAUUUUUUCUUAUUUGACAACCUAAGGGAAAGAUGGUCAGUGCCCAUGACUAAACAGUCAGGUAUUGUAUGUUUUAAAUAUUCUUGGGACACACCAUUGUGUUGAAAAGUGCUGGUCUUUUCCAACCACUCCCUGCGUGAUCAAGUCUUCCUAUAGCUCACCAGCUGAAGAGACUCACUUCUCUCCAUCUCCCAUUAGUGCUUUAAUUUCACUUUUUUUAAGCAGUGUAUACACUGCCUUAUACUGUACUUUACAUUUAAUCCCUCUAUAAGACAUUUAGAUGUUAACCCUGCAGAGGUUGCAGUCCAAAAAAUUACAGUGUAGGUCAUGUGUAUCUGAGAGAUACAUACAUUACUAGUAUGUAUGUACUGAAAUGCGGCAAAAAAAACCCCAAAACACUCUCAGUCCAUCCUAGUGCCUCUCCCCCUCAGUUAAUCACUAUUACUGGUUUUGGAUGAGCCCUGCCAGACAUUUUUUUUAAUGCAUUACUUACAUAUACAGGGUCCGGAAGAAGUGACACCAUUGAGUGUAGUUGGUGGAGUAGGUGAACGUUUCACACAAGAUAGGCAGCCAUUUGAACAUCUCACCUAAAAUGUCGUGCGGUGUGCUUGAGUGUGACAUUGUCAUAUUGCAGAAUUACAUGCUUAUGAUUUUGUAAUAAAAAGGGGGUGUGAUUUGUGCCAGACUUUGUAUAUUUAUAUUUUAUAUAGAACUUCAUUUGUAAUAUUCCCCUUCUGUUUUUUUACAACUGCCUGUAGUAAUAAAAUAUCAGUAGAUGUGAAAUAAAUCUUACUGAUACGUGGGUCUGAGAGACUAGAAUGAGAAGUGAAAGGUCAAACAUGUGAAAACACAUCAUAUGUAUCCAGCUUGCAAAAUUCCAUUCCCUGUCGUGUUGCAUACAGUCUCCAGGUGUCAGCGGACAAGCCAUGCCUCCACGGCACCGGCAGCGAAGACACAGGAAACCACCCCCAUCAGGGGCCCCCACAGUUGUGACACCUGUGCCUCUUACCCUCUCAAAACCUGGCCCUAGUAUUGAUGCACUUGGCUUCUGCUCCUUGGAGAGUAAUGUUCCUGGCCUAUCCCAGCUGAUUCUCCAAAAGCUGAACAUGAAGAGCUAUGAAGAAUACAAACUGGUGAUAGAUGGUGGCACUCCUGUAUCAGGCUUUGGAUUUCGAUGCCCUCAAGAAAUGUUCCAGAAGAUGGAGGACACUUUCCGAUUCUGUGCUCACUGUAGAGCACUUCCUAGUGCGCUUUCAGACUCCAAGGUCCUCCGGCACUGCAAGAGGUGCAGAAAUGUCUAUUACUGUGGACCAGAGUGCCAGAGGUCAGAUUGGCCAGCACACAGGAGGGUUUGUCAAGAGCUGUGUCUUGUGGCUGUGGACCGUCUCAUGGAAUGGCUUCUGGUCACAGGAGAUUUUGUCCUACCCUCAGGACCUUGGCCACAGCAGGCUGAAGUUGUACAGGGCUGGGACACCUGGUUUUCUCUACGGCGUUUACAGCUAGAUGCUACAAUGGAUGCUGUGCUAGGUAGUCAUGCCAUGACCACCCUUUGGGCCAGUGUAGGAAGGCCAAGGCCAGACCCAGAUGUCCUGCAGGGCUCUUUGAAGCGACUCCUGACAGAUGUCUUGUCACGGCCCUUGACACUGGGCUUUGGGCUUCAGGCCUUGGGAAUAAAUGUUAAGAAGACGGGAGGAAGCACAGUGCAUGUAGUCGGUGCUUCCCAUGUAGAGACAUUUCUCACUCACCCUGGGGACUAUGAUGAGCUUGGUCACAUGUUUCCUGGACACCUUGGCCUCCGUAUAAUAAUGGUGGGUGUAGACGUUGCUGCUGGCUUUUCAGAAAGCACCUCAACUUCACCACUGGAACCUGGCACAGUUCAGCUUAGUGGCCAUAGGGGCCUCUACCAUAACUUCUGGGAGGAGCAGGUAGAGACUGGGCAGACAGCCCAUCCAGAUUUGGCGGUGGCAUUCCAUCCAGGUUUUCAUGCGUCCCCAGACUUGAUGGAGGCUUGGCUGCCCACCCUUCUGCUACUUCGUGAUUAUGAGAUCCCUACAUUGAUUACUGUUUACAGCCAGCAGGAGUUGGCAGCCUCGUUGCAGAUUCUGGUGGACCUGGACACACACCUCAUUGCCUAUGGAGCCAACCCUUUCGCGUCUCUCAAACCUGAACAGGUCUACUCCAAUCCCAACAAGCAGCCUGUAUACUGCAGUGCCUACUAUAUCAUGUUUCUUGGAAGCUCCUGCCAACUGGAUAAGAGGCAAUUGGAAGAGAAAGUAGAUGGUAGAGUUUAAAUAGCUGAGCCAGAUUCUGACUGGAUGCCUAGAAAAGGGGGAGGUUGUGAUACCACAAUAAAUUCAGUUUGGGCUUCUUAAGUCACUUAUUUUUCUUAUUUCCUGUUCACUGGCAAGUGUUACUUAUCUAUACACAUAGCACCUCACAACUGGAGGUUUCUCUCCGAGUGAUUAACGUCAGCUCUGUUUGGGCCUGCCAUUCUACCGCACCCUGUCUCCUGUGUUCCUUCUUAUAUCACACUCUCAGGAUCAGAUAUUUCCUGGCCAGGGCCUCAAGGCUCUACCCCUACCCUGACACACACCUGUACAUUCUGAUUGCCCUCUCUGACAGGGCAAUGUCAGAAUUCAUUUAUUCAUUCAAAACGUUUAAUUAUUACCUCAUGUAAAAGGUAUUGUAUUAGGGUUUUGGGGAGAUACAAAGUUGAAUGAGAUAUGGCCCUUAUUCUUAGCUUAGGAAGAAAAAGAAUACAUAUACAUAGGUAUCUUUAUUAUAAAAUGUAAUGUGGAAUAAAAAGCUGAGAAAAUCUUGUAGUAUUAAGGAAAUAGAGUGAAAAGAGAGAUCACUUUGCUAAGCGAUAGUGGAAAUUUUAUGUGUUAGAAUUUUAUGGAACAAAUGGAGGGCAGGGUGCUUUAGAUGGAGGGAACAAUAGGAGCAGAAGUUCGGAGGCAGAAAAGCAUAGGAGAUGUAUUUGGAUGCACUGGGGGAUUAGCAUAGAUUAAGUCCGGAAGAUCGAUUAGACCCAGAUUGUAGAAGGAGCAUAGCCAAUGGGUCAGCUUUAUAUAGAUCUGAAUGUGAAUCCUGGGGCAACCACCAAAUGCUUUGUGCCUGUGGGAAAGCUAAACUUUUUAAAGUUCCUUAAUUUCCUCAUUUGUAAAGUGGGGAUAAUGUCUAGUACUCAGAGGUUCAAUAAAAGUUAAAUAAGAACAUUUGCAAAGUUGGAGGACUCACACCUCCCUCUUUCAAAAUUUAUUUCAAAGAAUGGUAACCAAGACAACGUGAUACUGGCAUAGGACAGACAUUAGAACAAUAAAACACAAUUGAGAAUCAAGAAGUAAAUCUUUACAUUUAUAGUCAACUGAUUUUCAAGAAG
Messenger RNA from Phyllostomus discolor (pale spear-nosed bat), 3783 nucleotides. RefSeq names its product MSS51 mitochondrial translational activator (gene MSS51). The transcript has 6 exons. The record is from RefSeq and is a predicted model, not a curated record. NCBI's taxonomy places the organism in Eukaryota, Metazoa, Chordata, Mammalia, Chiroptera, Phyllostomidae. Bases 1328 to 2692 code for a protein of 454 amino acids.